AUGUCUCCCAAACCGUCACCGUCUUCUUUGUCUGGUUCCACCAAAGGUACAAGGUAUCCUCUUUGUAACUUUCUCUCUUACCAUCGUUACUCACCACAACAUCAUUCUUUUGUUGCUACUAUUAGUCAGGAUGUUGAGCCCAGCUCUUAUACAGAAACAGCUUCCCAUUCACACUGGCAGGACACCAUGCAAUCUGAAUUGGCAACUUUAGAGGCCAAUCACACUUGGUCUCUCACUCCCCUCCCUCAUGGCAAGAAACCCAUUGGAUGUCGCUGGGUUUAUAAAAUCAAACGUCACUCAGAUGGCACCAUAGAGCGUUAUAAAGCUCGUUUGGUGGCCAAGGGUUACACACAGUUGGAAGGUAUCGAUUAUCAUGACACUUUUUCUCCCACUGCUAAAAUGAUUAUUGUUCGUUGUUUAUUGGCUCUGGCAGCUGCUCAGGAUUGGUCCCUUCACCAAUUAGAUGUCAACAAUGCUUUCCUUCAUGGUGAUCUCCAUGAAGAAAUUUAUAUGUCUCCACCUCCUGGUCUUCAGCGACAGGGGGAGAACUUGGUGUGUCGCCUCAACAAGUCGUUGUAUGGUUUAAAGCAAGCUUCUCGUCAAUGGUUUGCCAAGUUCUCAACAGCUGUUCAAGCUGCCGGAUUUGUUCAGUCCAAAGCGGACUACUCGUUAUUCACAUGUCGGAAUGGAAAGUCCUUUACCGCUCUGUUGAUAUAUGUUGACGAUAUUCUUAUUACGGGUAAUGAUCUCAAGGCUAUAUCCAUUCUUAAGCAAUUUUUGCAUAGUCGUUUCCGAAUUAAAGAUUUGGGGGAUUUGAAAUAUUUUCUGGGCAUUGAAGUCUCUCGAUCAAAGAGAGGUAUUUCUAUUUCACAGCGGAAAUACACUUUGAAAAUUUUGAAGGAUGGUGGAAUUUUGGGUGCUAAACCUGUGAACUUUCCCAUGGAGCAAAACAUAAAGCUCUCUGAUACAGGUGAAUUGCUUAGAGAUCCAUCUCAAUAUAGGCGACUUGUGGGACGCCUAAUUUAUUUAACUAUUACUCGGCCUUAUAUCAUGUAUUCGGUACAUGUAUUAAGCCGAUUCAUGCAUGCACCACGUAGACCACAUAUGGAAGCUGCCUUGCGUGUGUUGCGUUAUUUGAAAAGUGCUCCAGGACAGGGUUUGUUUUUCUCUUCUCAAAAUGAUUUAUCUCUGCGAGCUUUUUGUGACUCGGAUUGGGCUGGUUGUCCAAUGACUCGUAGAUCCACUACGGGUUAUUGUGUUUUUUUAGGAUCUUCACUUGUUUCUUGGCGAACAAAGAGGCAGAAAACAGUGUCACUCUCUUCAGCAGAAGCCGAAUAUAGAGCCAUGACAGGUACAUGCUGUGAGUUGUCUUGGUUACGUUCAUUAUUGAAGGAUUUACGAAUAUUGCAUCUGAAACCGGCAUUGCUACAUUGUGAUAACAAAGCAGCCUUACAUAUAGCAGCCAAUCCCGUUUUCCAUGAGAGAACCAGGCAUAUAGAAAUGGACUGCCACUUUAUUCGGGACAAAAUACAGGAUGGUUCGGUUGUAACCAAGUUUGUUACUUCGGCAAAUCAGCUUGCGGAUGUAUUCACUAAACCGUUGGGAAAGGAACCCUUUUCUACCAUGAUUCGCAAGUUGGGAGUUCUCGACAUUCACUCUCCAACUUGA
Prunus armeniaca (apricot) is the source of this 1668-nucleotide messenger RNA. The record is from the annotation of a GenBank genome assembly. NCBI's taxonomy places the organism in Eukaryota, Viridiplantae, Streptophyta, Magnoliopsida, Rosales, Rosaceae.